Molecule: messenger RNA, 1911 nt
Organism: Aspergillus wentii DTO 134E9
Lineage: Eukaryota; Fungi; Ascomycota; Eurotiomycetes; Eurotiales; Aspergillaceae
Exons: 3
Coding region: 1-1911 (636 amino acids)
Source: RefSeq, a predicted model, not a curated record
AUGUCUUCCACAACGUUAAUGACAUUCCUGCUUUCUACCAGCCCAAAUGUGAGAUCGGUCAAGUUGUUGGGCUCAUGGGACAACUUUUCCAAGCCAUAUAUUAUGGAGAGGGAUAAACGUGUUGGCCCAGGCCAAUGGAGGGGGUGCCAUACAUUCACGGAUAUCAUAUGUGAUGGAUCUCCAGCUCAUAUGCAUCCUGGACGCUCUGGUGGGCUCAAGAUGGGUGGCACCUAUUGGUAUUAUUACUUGUUGGACGACGAUGUGGAACAUUACAACGAGGCGGAGCCGGUGACUUCCCAUUGUCCUUUUCUUCCCGGCCAACCGGUCAACGUCCUCUUUGUUCCUGUUAUCCUUCCCGAUAGUCUACCAACCCAUACCCGCGAAGACAGCAUUGGCUCCCAGAAAUCGGAUAUGCGAACAAUGAACCCCGAGGACAAGUUCAUGAACCCACGUCAGCCACCAAAGCCCAAACCAAGCCGUCUUCAAACUUCUAUCCCACUGCUCCAGCAGGCAACCCCACCAUGGUCUUUCAGCGCUUCUCCACUGAGUGUGCUUACCAACAGAACUGCAUCUCAGCCUAGCCACAUUGCAAGCAAGUCUAAAGUACACGAUGUGAGAGCGGGCUCGGGCUAUAAAACUGCUCGCUCUGUGUCACCGCCGAGAAGCCGAGGCCUUCGAGCAGCAUUCCGUUAUUUGAAUACAUCUUCGCCCGAUAUCAACGACACGGACGACGAGAAACCGAUUUCAGGACAUCGCUCUACUAAGUCGCAAGGGACUAGCCGUGAGGGAAUUCGCUCUCACUCAGCCAGUCGACUUUAUGACGGUCCCGGACAGGGUCUGUACUCCCGCUGGAGCUUGGAAACUCAGGACACGGAAAUUAUUCUACCCCCACGUCCCGCUUCUUCUGGCAAACACGAGUCUGGGUCACUGUCAAUCCAGGAUCGACGUGCUCUGAAAUUGAAAUCCAGGAGCUCCUCGCCUCGAAGAACCCCCCUGACGCUGGAAACGCGCCCAGGGAGGGAUAUCUCCAGCAACACUACCUUACACACAAAACUGAAUGAAAUACCGGCUCAUAAGAGUUCGCCUUUCCUACAACCACCUGCCGAUGAAUCGGCAAUUACCGGCGAUACGACACCGACUCCAUUCACUGUGGGAGAGAAAAGACUCCCCACACUCCCAAACACACCAUCUUCCGUUAUGGAUGAAGCAUUGCGCGAUCUUGACGCCCGGGAAGAGGCUCUCGACAUGGAAGUACUGGCCAGUCACUUUUCUGAUUUCAGUGCAACAGAUGAGUCUACGGACGAGAACUCACUAUACGAGAAAAGCCACUUUUCUGAAUGGAGUACGGAUAACGAUGCGAUCUCCCCUGAAUCCAUGGUGUCCGCUUCAACUUUCAACUUUGAAUUUGAGCAGGAACCAGCCGAAGCGGACAGUAUGGAAGUUCCAGACCUGCAAUCUGGUCUUGGUGUGGCUCACAGCGACCCAAACACUCCCCAUCUCACGGUGAAUUCUCACCCGUCACCUGCCACUUCCACCACCGGCGACUCUCCUCGCAUGGACCUUCCUCUCCCUCAUCUCAAUGUCUCCUUCUCCCCAUCCGAUCUUGACAUCCCCGGACUUUGCAUCAGUGGCGUGGACGAUGUGGAAACCAACCCAAAACGACAUGCGGCAUUCUUUGGCGCGAUGGAGUCAAUCGAUGCUCUCGGACUCUCGCCAAGUCCUGAUGCUUCUGCUCUAGUCGUACCCGAGGGAGUUGACGAGGCACAGAAUGGAAAUCUCGCUGAGCCGGGCCGACGCCACAGUUCCUUCAGCGAUGCCCAAAUCGCUGGACAGUCUGCGACGAUGCAGGAGAUGAUGGAUGAAUUGAGUUAUCUGAAGAACAUGAUACAAUCUGGAACAAAUCUUAUUUGA